CUAAUAUUGUAGAUACAAAAUAAAAAGUUGUCGUUGGCUGUGCUGUUUGAGGCAAGUUUACAAUUUAUCUUCGUAAUUUGUAAUCGUAAUUUACGUUCACAUCGUCUUAAAUGCAAACUCGCCUGUAAAAUCCUUGAGCUCAGCUGUGUCUUCCAUCAGUCCAGGUACUCGUAAAACAAAUCGUCCUUCACCCGAAAAGAUGAGUGGCCAGGAGGAAAAUCCGGACAUUCAGUGGGCGAUUGACUUACUGACCCCGGGUCCCGACUACGAACUCAGUCUCAUCUCCAAGUACUUUAAUUACAUUGCCUUCGGUGCUACCGGUCAGAUCGGCGUCAUCACUCAAAAACUUUUCAGUCGAAGACCCCUACUUUCAGGCUUACACAUAUACCCAAUAGUAUUUGUACUGACAAUGGGUGUUGCUCAUGUGACUAAAAUUAUGAAAAACAGAAGAGAAGGUUUGAGAGAUGCCAUUUUAAAAGAUUAUAUUAGGAAAUUUCCAGACGAUUUUAAACCACCUGUAAAAAGAACAUGGAACGAUCUUUUCCAUCCAUGGACUCCAUGGCGUUGAAGUUUUGGUUAAUUGGAUUAUUAAGUAGAUUCUCUGUUAAUUAACUUAUUUGAUAUAUAACAAUUAUAAAUAAUAAGUUAAAGUAAAAAGAAAUAAUAAAUUGCAAUAAUUUGG
Copidosoma floridanum is the source of this 682-nucleotide messenger RNA. It is a transcript of the gene ND-B14.5B, whose product is annotated as NADH dehydrogenase (ubiquinone) B14.5 B subunit. NCBI's taxonomy places the organism in Eukaryota, Metazoa, Arthropoda, Insecta, Hymenoptera, Encyrtidae. Gene Ontology annotation, cellular component: respiratory chain complex I; mitochondrial inner membrane. Gene Ontology annotation, biological process: mitochondrial electron transport, NADH to ubiquinone. The record is from RefSeq and is a predicted model, not a curated record.